GUGACGUUCUACCGCCCGGCCUACACGGUGUUUGAUUGCGGGAAGAGGGCGCGGGGCUGGAUGGGGGCUACGGCCCGGCUGAGGAGUGGGUGAAAGGAUCUGGCCGACUAAGGGAGGCUCCGCUUCGGCUCCGUGCUUGAUGGUAGCGGCGAGUCUGUCUCCCCGGCCGACUUAGCUCGCUCUUGGGCAGAGAGAGAGAAGGACGACAAUUGGAGGAACCGUCUGUGGGAAGAUGUCUUCUGGGCUCAGGACAGCGAGUUUCCCCGCCUGGAAGCGCCACAUCCUGGACGAGCUGAGGCGACGGGAUCGGCUCCAGAGACAGGCCUUUGAAGAGAUCAUCUUGCAGUAUAACAAAUUGCUGGAGAAGUCAGAUCUCCAUACAGUGCUGGCUGACAAGCUACAAGCAGAAAAAUAUGACUUGCCAAGCCGGCAUGAGAUCAGUCCAGGACAUGAUGGUACAAGGAAUGAUGUUCACUUGCAAGAAAUAGCCCAGCUAAGAAUUAAACAUCAAGAGGAAUUGACAGAGCUACACAAGAAACGUGGCGAGUUGGCCCAAUCUGUGAUUGAUCUGAACAACCAAAUACAACAGAAGGACAGAGAAAUGCAAAUCAAUGAAGCAAAGAUUGCAGAAUAUCUGCAAAAGAUAUCGGAGCUAGAAACAGAGUGCCAGGAACUGCGCAACAUGCUGCAAGAUCUUGAACGAGCCAAUCAGACUCUUAAGGAUGAGUAUGAUGCUCUGCAGAUCACCUUCACAGCGCUAGAAGAGAAAUUAAGAAAAACAACUGAAGAUAACCAAGAACUGGUGACUCGUUGGAUGGCAGAGAAGGCUCAGGAAGCUAAUCGUCUCAAUGCAGAAAAUGAGAAAGACUCAAGAAGGCGACAGGCCAAACUUCAGAAAGAACUAGCGGAAGCUGCCAAGGAACCACUGCCAGUCGAACAGGAUGAUGAUAUUGAAGUGCUUGCAGAUGAAACCUCAGAUGCAGCUGAGGAUACAUCUCCAGUGCGUGCUGUCAGUCGGACAGCCAGUAAGCGACUUUCCCAGCCAGCUGGAGGCCUUCUGGACUCUAUCACUAAUAUCUUUGGUCUGUCUGAGUCUCCCCUUUUGGGACAUCACUCUUCUGAUGCCGCCAGGAGGCGCUCUCAGUCCUCAAUUUCCGUCCCCCAAGAUAAUGUUGAUAAACAUCCGGGUGCAAGCAAAGAUGUGCGAGUCCCUACUACUGCAGUGUGUGUUUUUGUCGCUCACGAUGGGGAAGUGAACGCAGUCCAGUUUAGCCCUGGCUCUCGGUUACUGGCAACAGGUGGCUUGGACCGGAGGGUAAAACUCUGGGAAGUCUUUGGAGACAAGUGUGAAUAUAAAGGUUCCCUGUCUGGCAGUAAUGCGGGUAUUACAAGCAUAGAGUUUGAUAGUGCUGGUUCUUACCUAUUAGCAUCUUCGAAUGACUUUGCCAGUAGGAUCUGGACUGUAGAUGAUAAUCGGUUACGGCACACUCUCACAGGGCACAGUGGAAAAGUCUUGUCAGCCAAAUUUCUGCUGGACAAUGCACGCAUUGUGUCGGGGAGCCACGACAGAACCCUCAAGCUGUGGGACCUACGCAGCAAAGUCUGUAUAAAGACUAUAUUUGCAGGCUCCAGCUGCAAUGAUCUGGUCUGCACAGAACAAUGUGUGAUGAGUGGACACUUUGACAAGAAAAUUCGCUUUUGGGAUAUUAGAACUGAGAGCACAGUACUAGAAAUGGAACUGCUUGGUAGGAUUACAGCUCUAGAUCUCAACCCAGAAAGAACGGAGCUCCUCUCCUGUUCUCGAGAUGAUUUGUUGAAGAUUAUUGAUCUUCGUGUCAAUGCUGUUAAGCAGACUUUUGGUGCCCAAGGUUUUAAAUGUGGGUCUGACUGGACCAGAGUUGUAUUCAGCCCUGAUGGCAAUUAUGUGGUGGCUGGCUCAGCAGAUGGGUCCCUUUAUAUUUGGAAUGUGCUCACUGGAAAAGUGGAGAAGGUGCUCUCCAAGCAUCACAGCAACUCUAUCAAUGCCGUGGCAUGGUCACCAUCGGGAGUCCAUGUGGUCAGUGUGGAUAAAGGAAACAAGGCUGUCCUGUGGUCUGACUUUUGAUUCGAAGGUGCAAGUGCCAGCAUGCCAAAAACCUGCAUGGGAGAGCAAUGGUCUGUGUCUGGACAGAAUUGGCGUUCCAGUCAGUGAUCUUUUGCUAAGUGCGUAGGUUUGACUUUAGGAAAGAAGUCUGAUGCAGCAGCUAAGGAAGACAAGCCCUUCCACUCUAAAGUACGGUGCUGAGAUGCAGCCUCCGUGAAGGACUGGGAGAACAAAUAGGCUUUAAGAUGCACCGUUUGUGCACUGGAAAGAGUUCUUGCACCAGGCAGCAGUGCCAAACGAUUCCUUAAAUAAUUGUAUUGAGCACUUCAUGCUUAGGAGUACUUUAGCAAAGUUCCUGGGUGUGCUGAUGUUAUGCAUGUACUGUCAUCCGUGUUCUCUUCUGUGGAUUAGCAAAAGAUGUGAGGUGAAGAGUCCUGAAGCAUAGAAAGGGGUGGGUCUCAACUGUGAUAUUACUUGAAUGAGUCCAUGGUUUUGGCAGCUGUGUCCACAGUGCCUCAAGCACUUAGUGAGUCACAGCUCCCUGCAUUGGCUUUGCCUGUAACAGGGGGAUCUGCCCAUUUUGCAGAGAUGCUGCAUCCUCCAAAGGCUUUCCAGGUGGCAGUGGAGCAGAAACUUUUUUAAGUUGACCCAAUUUUGUCUUGGGUAUUAAUUGUGGGGAGUGACUGCUGCUGUGGUAAAGAAUGUAUUAAAAACAUGACUUCGGCACCAAAUAUGUGAUUAUUUCUGCUGUCCUCCUGUACCGGAGCCUCAAGCGCAGAAGAGUGAGGGGAAAUAGAGCCCUGAAUGUAAAUGUUCUGGUGCUGGCAAAUCCAGAUCACUUGCCUGUGUGUGCAAUAUUCUUCCUGUGCUGGAGCUCUCCCUUUGCCCGUGAGCAGAUUUGUUGACCAGUGUCUCCUGGCAAUCAAAUGCACAGCGUGGUCUGGGGAGAACGAGCUUGUGCCGUUGCGCGUUCGUCCAGCCAAACACUUCUCCAUGUCCACUGGGCCUCAAGACACACCAGCAUUUAAUUGCCUUUUAAUUUGCACUUUAAUUUUGCUUCCUUCCUAAGCUUGUUUUAUAUGGAAGUGUGUUCCUAUUGAAGGGCAGAAGUGAGCAGGAAUUCUUUCUGUGGGGUUCUCAGUAAUGGACCUCUUCAUAUUUUGAAAGCUUCUGCUGAGGAAAACAGGACAACCCUUAUUUAUUGUAUUAAUCCGCCCACUAGUACUUGACUGAUUAUAAAUAAACCUUGUGUCCUGCUUCUAAAC
Messenger RNA from Gekko japonicus, 3348 nucleotides. RefSeq names its product autophagy related 16 like 1 (gene ATG16L1). Gene Ontology annotation, cellular component: autophagosome membrane. The record is from RefSeq and is a predicted model, not a curated record. Lineage: Eukaryota; Metazoa; Chordata; Lepidosauria; Squamata; Gekkonidae. The coding region runs from base 233 to 2104 and encodes 623 amino acids. The transcript has 20 exons. Gene Ontology annotation, biological process: autophagosome assembly; negative stranded viral RNA replication. Gene Ontology annotation, molecular function: protein binding.